UACAUCUUGCGCGGAGCCCCCAUGCAGCCCGCCACGUCGACCCGGCGGCCCUUCUUCUCGGGCCUCUUCCGCCAUGCUCGACGCCUCACUAGCGACGGAGGGAAGCUCUCACCCACGGGCCAGCGCCGGCGGGCCGGGUCAGACCCGCGGGCGGUCGUGCUGAGCACACUGCCAGCCGAGUUGUGGAUAAAGGUCUUCAAGCACAUCCCCAACUACCUCCUGCUAUCCGUCACCCUCACCUGCCGUGCGUUCCGUGCACUCGCCCAGCCGCUCCUUUUCGCAAGCAUCUCUACCCAUCCGGAGGAAAGGAAGCCGUCCCCCGGCGUUCUUCGUGUCGCCGGGCAGACUGCACGUUACCGCAAGCGCGUUAACGAGCGGACCGCUUUCUUCUUUUCGCCCCAGAUUUGCCACGCUGUGCGUGUCUGCCGCAUUUCCCUCCCGCUCCCAGAGGACGAAUGCGAUGGCGACGAUGUUGUCGACCACAUCUUUGCUAUGCUCCCCCAUUUGCCCAACCUCCGCGCGCUGGAGUGCCGCCACAUCCGACUGACGCCCCUGCGGCUGCACGUGCUCCGGGGACUGGAGCUGCCGACAAUGUCGUUUGACUUGUGCUUUGGGAACAUGGCCGACUUGGCCGGGAUGCCGUCUGUGCCUUUACGCGAAGUGACUUUCAAGUACUCCGACGCCUCGAUUGCGGGUCAGGCGAGCCCGUGCCCCGUUUUCCUCUCGCCCGAUCACCUCGAGACGCUUCAUGCCACAACGACACGUGUCCUCGACUCCCUCGCCAGCUCCCGUGUGCCCUUCACCCGUCUUCGCACGCUCGAGCUGCCCGGCGAGUGUCUUGCGUCACGCCACUUCAUUGCUGCGCUUGCUCGUUGCCCAGAAGUGGAGAACAUCGCGCUCCAUGCGACGGACUAUCUUCCCCAGGCCAACUUCACCCUUCCUGACGGCGUCCUGCCACACUUGCGCAGCUAUCGAGGACCCCACCACUUUGCCGCGGCCUUCCUUCGCCACCGCACGGCGGAGAAACUCGAGGUGUCGGUCCCGUGCCGGCCAGCCAGCCUGGAGUCGUCGCUGGCCAAGUUGUACGGGCAACAUGACAGCCUAAGCGGUGCCAGCAACACCUUGCGUUCCCUCUCGUUUCCGCUCACGAGCGCCGACAUCCCCGCCCCGCUGCUCGGGACAAUCCACGUUGCCUUCCCCAUGCUGUCCGCGCUCGCUAUCCCAGACCCGGCCCUGUCCUCCAGCGAAAUCAAGGCGCUGCUGAACGCCGUCCCCGCCCACUACGCCCUCACCGACCUCACGCUCCGCAUCCAGGGCCGCGACAAGUUCAACCUGUGGAUCCCCCCCGCCGAGGCCGCGGCCGACGCCGCUAGCUGCUUCGGCAAGGUGCGGCUGUCGCUGGUGAAGACAUACCCCAGCAUCCGGCACGUGCGCUUCUUGUAUGGCAGCGAGGGCGCCAGCCUGCACUGGGAGCGCAGCCAGACCAGCGGCUUGUUUGUCCAGGUCGGCCAGUGA
Messenger RNA from Mycena indigotica, 1515 nucleotides. RefSeq lists its product as uncharacterized. Gene Ontology annotation, molecular function: protein binding. The coding region runs from base 22 to 1515 and encodes 497 amino acids. The record is from RefSeq and is a predicted model, not a curated record. The transcript has a single exon. Lineage: Eukaryota; Fungi; Basidiomycota; Agaricomycetes; Agaricales; Mycenaceae.